Tetrahymena thermophila SB210 is the source of this 942-nucleotide messenger RNA. Its product is annotated as coatomer subunit epsilon. Gene Ontology annotation, biological process: intra-Golgi vesicle-mediated transport; endoplasmic reticulum to Golgi vesicle-mediated transport; retrograde vesicle-mediated transport, Golgi to endoplasmic reticulum. The record is from RefSeq and is a predicted model, not a curated record. NCBI's taxonomy places the organism in Eukaryota, Ciliophora, Oligohymenophorea, Hymenostomatida, Tetrahymenidae. Gene Ontology annotation, cellular component: COPI vesicle coat. Gene Ontology annotation, molecular function: structural molecule activity; protein binding. The transcript is spliced from 2 exons.
AUGGAUCCCCAAGAUUUACUAGACUCAUUUAGAUAAAAUUACUAUUUGGGUAACUUUAGCAAAAUUUUAGAUAAAUGGAAUUAGACAGAUGACUCAUAAUUUGGAUAACAUCUUUAAUAAAUUAAUUUUUUUGUCGCUCGUGCAAUUAAAUUCCACAAAUAAUAUUCACCAAAACAUCAAGUUUAAUUUACAAAGUAACCUUCUUAGCAGUUGCUAGCUGUAGCUCAAGCUGUGAAUGAGUAUCUUACUCCUUUGGUUACAAGCUCUAGUGAGUCAUUUUAGUAACUAGAAUAAAGCUUUAGAAUUAUGACUUAAAAAAUGAAUGAAAUAUAUUAAUAAAAUGGAUAAAAUAUAUAUUCUCUUAUUAUAUGUUGCUAUCUCGGCUUAGCUGGUAAUGAUUUAACCUUCUUUACCUCUAAUGAAGCUAAAUUCAGAGAAAAUUAUGAACUUCUUUACCUUUAUAUUCUUAUUCUUCUUAAAAACGCUAAGAUUGAAUAGGCAGAUGUAAAACUUUAAGAAAUGAGAAAAAUGAACGAUGAAGAUGUGCUCACUCUUUUGGCUACUGUUCACAUUUUAAUGGCCAAAGAAAAAUAUAAUGAUGCUAUUAAGUAUAUUGAUGAAAUAAAAGAAAGAUUUGGUGAUUCAACUAAAUUAGUUAAUAUAAAAAUUAGUUGCUAUAUGCAAUAGCAAAAGUGGUCAGAAGCUUUUACUUUAGCUGAAAAACUAUUGCAAGUUAUGAACUCAAAGGAUGAAUUAUAUGAUAAGCAAGAACUUGAAGUUUGUUUAAGCAAUUUAAUCAUCUUAGGCGAAAUAUUAGAUAAAUCUAAUCCAGAUUACUACACAUAACUUAGUUAAAUUAACCAAAAUGCUCCAUUUAUCAAAAAAUUCACUGAAAUGAGUGAAAGCUACUAGGAAAUGAGUACAAAGCUUUCUUUAAAAUGA